GUUCACAAGACGUCCAGGAGUUCACUAGGAGGAGCCAGUGACACUUUAAAAAGACUCAGACAGUGGAGGAGACCUCACUUUCCUGCUGAAGGCUGGAGAACAGCACCACUAUCAGCACCGUCAGCAUACUCUUCUGAGAACACACCUUGACGAUGGGAUGCUGUGCCACUAAAUCCUCCUCCAGAGAAACACUUGAGUUUGCUGAUAAAUCCUCCUGCUGUGAAAAACUUGUGUUUGCUGAUAAAAAAUAUGACUUCAGAAUUCCAGCUCUUCUUUACUUUAAAGAAUGGAACACAUUCCUGGCAUUUGCAGAGAAGCGCACCUCUACCAACGAUGCACACGCAAUGAAUCUGGUGAUGAGUAAAGGCACGCGGGACAGCGGCUCACUGAAGUGGUCUCCCACCGAGGAUGUGAAGGAGGCGGCCAAAGAUGGCUACCGCACCAUGAACCCCUGUCCAGUCUUUGAGAGGAACUCAACAGGAACAGGAGGAGGAACACUGUUUCUGUUCUUCAUCUGCAUCAAGGGUAAAACUCCGGAACGGAAGCUCAAGCCAGGCCAGACUCGUUUAUGCUACGUCACCAGCACAGACUUAGGGGUGACGUGGAGCGAUUUAACAGACUUAACGGAAAGUGUCAACUUUACCAAUUACCAAACCUUCGCUGUGGGACCGGGCCACGGGAUCCAGCUGAGCAGCGGCACACUGCUCGUGCCUGCCUAUGUGAAGGAGGUGGAGGGCUGUAGGCAAUGCCAGAGCUGCUGGUGCUGCUGUGGCAACAGUGAGUAUGUGAGCGCCCAUGCUGUGGUGCUGCGCAGCGAGGACCUGAACACCUGGAAGGCAGGCCAGCCCAUCGCCCUGGAGUCCCUGGAGUGCCAGUUGGCUGAGGUGUCUGACGGGAAGGGUGGUACACAGGUGUAUCUGAACGCUCGCAGCAUCGGAGCACCGGAGCCACGGGUAGAGGCCCUGAGUAACGAUGGCGGGGCAAGUUUUACCCGGCUUAACCAGCUAACGCUAAAGGAGAGGCCUCACGGCUGCCAGGGGAGUGUGUUGGGGUUCCCCGCCAGUGACAUACCAGCAGGAGGAGGGGGAUCCUCAGAGACGGCUCUGCUCUUCAGCCAUCCGACCAAAGGGGAGGACUGGAACAGGCUGGACCUAGGGGUCUACCUGAGGAAGUCUCUCCAGGACGACGACCCCUGGGGUAUACCCCACAUCAUCCACAAGGGGCCCAGUGGCUACUCAGACCUCACUGGCUGUGAGGAGGAGCGUCAGUUUGGUUGUCUGAUGGAGUGUGGCCAUGGGGAACGUCUUCAGAUUGUCUUCAAAGAGAUCAAUCAUUCAGAUGUAGACAGAGGGGAAGCUGUGUGAAGCCAUUGCUCUGUGACUGACCACAGACCCACCACAGACACAUAGAGGAACAAGCUUUUAAAUAAUAGUAAAUAAUAUAUCAAAUAUAUAUGUAAAUAAUAAUAAUAGUAAAUAGUGGGGUUAAAUGUUUUCAUCACUUAAAUGUAUUCAUAUUUAUAUGUGAAUCAGGAAUUACAUUUGUGAAUCGCGUGACAUAUUUCUGAAUUUUGAAACUAUUUUAACUCCAGUUACAGUCGUUUGAUAAUGUUGAAUGACAUGUGAAAAUGUAAUGUGAUGUGUUGUAGAUGUAGUCUGAUUAAUUCUGCUGUUUGAUUAUUUCUGAGAGGCUGAUGUUCUUUCCUGUGACUUGACCGUGAUGUCAUAUCCCAACUCUCAUGUUUCCAUUUCAUUAGAUCAGCUGUAAACAUAAUAAAUAGUUUAUUUGAUUUUUGAUUUGAAUUUAUUUUUGUUUAAAAGUAAUAAAUACUGUAAGUGUUUAUAUCCAG
Messenger RNA from Clupea harengus (Atlantic herring), 1849 nucleotides. Its product is annotated as sialidase-4-like. Lineage: Eukaryota; Metazoa; Chordata; Actinopteri; Clupeiformes; Clupeidae. The transcript has 3 exons. Bases 153 to 1364 code for a protein of 403 amino acids. The record is from RefSeq and is a predicted model, not a curated record.